GGUUGUCACCCCAGCCAGCCAGAGCCAGCCAACCUCGGCUCGAUCUGCUCCAGCACAAUCUGCUCCAGCUCUGCUCCGCGGCUAUCAUGCAUGAACAAUCGAUCCGCACCGUCGUCGUCACCGGCGCCUCCGGCCUUCUUGGCCGCGCUGUUAUGGCGGCUCUCCAGGAACAGCAGCAGCGCCUUGGAAUCCGAGUGAUUGGAACGGCCUUCUCCCGCUCCACCGGCGAUCUUGUGAAGCUCGAUCUCACCGAUGUUGCAGAAACUGAGCGCUUUCUCUUCGAGCUCAAGCCAUCAGCCAUCAUCCAUUGUGCAGCCGAGCGCCGACCUGAUGUCGCCGAGCGAGAUAGAGACGGCGUCCUCCGCUUGAACGUCGAGACCUCAGGAGCCCUGGCCCGCAUUGCCAAAGACAUCAACGCCUGGCUAUUGUACAUAUCCACCGAUUAUGUCUUUGAUGGCACACAGCCUCCAUAUGAAGUAACGGCGACGCCCAACCCUCUCAACUUUUACGGGCUCUCCAAGCAGCAAGGCGAGGUCGCUGUCGCUGCCGCCAACUCGGAUGCUGCCAUUCUUCGUGUGCCGGUCCUCUACGGACACACCCACUACUUUGCCGAGUCUGCCGUCAACAUCCUCUUGGAUCUUGUCAUCUCGUCCAAGCCUGCGAAGAUGGACCAUGUCCAAGCCCGCUUCCCCACCAAUGUGGCCGAUGUGGCCAAUGUCAUUCUGCAGAUGCUGGAGCGAGUGCAGGACAAGGACCGAGCUCCGCGAGGCAUAUACCACUUCAGCGCCUCUGAACAAAUGUCCAAAUACGACAUGUGCGUCCGUCUGGGGACCAUUCACGGCACGGACGUCGGCCACAUCACCCCGGUGACUGUCCUUCCGCCUGGUGAGGCUGUGGCAACCCGUCCGCUCAACGCACAGCUGUCCAACUCCAAGCUGAUCCAGGAGGGUUUCGACAUCAGCCAUGUCAAGUACGAUGACUGGUGGAAGACUCACUUGAACCACGAGCUCGCGGUCAACCAAAGACAAUAGAGUGGUCCAAUAUGCGGUAUUAUGGAGCUAUGUGGUCGAUAUGAACCGAAUGAGUCCACGAGCAGCAAACGAGAACUGUUUGUCCAGAACGAAACGGGACACCCUGUUCUGGUCCUGAAUACACUCCAUUCAUCAUCAUCCACCCACUGGGAAGCUACGAAAGUUCCGCAGGCUUCACGCCUCCGAUGCCAGAGAAAUGGGACACUGUCCUGUUUCUCCCCGGACA
Molecule: messenger RNA, 1257 nt
Organism: Polychytrium aggregatum
Lineage: Eukaryota; Fungi; Chytridiomycota; Chytridiomycetes; Polychytriales
Exons: 8
Coding region: 87-1031 (314 amino acids)
Biological process (GO): S-adenosylmethionine biosynthetic process
Cellular component (GO): methionine adenosyltransferase complex
Molecular function (GO): methionine adenosyltransferase regulator activity
Source: RefSeq, a predicted model, not a curated record